CAUACCGAAGGAGCCAUGAUUGGGCGAGCAGAGUCUAUGGAGACAGGCAUAGCGACGGUAUUUUUGGCGACUUGGAAGCCUUUUUAACAAAGAGAGAAAAAAAAGAGAGCGACCCGCUGGGAGGACUGUGAGACCUGUCGAAGGCAGGGGUUCCGUGCUAGGCGGCGGGCUUGAUUGGCGACUGCGUGUGACGAGCUCCGUCGCUCCAAUCUAGACAAACAAUGCAAGAUGGAGAGCAGAACGAGUAAGUUGGAGGUGUGUGAUUUGAUUUGGCAAGGGGGGCAGGCUAAGAUGCAAAGCUUGGCUUGGGCGGUUGUCGCAAGUUUGGUGUCAGGUUGGACCGGGUUCAGAGUCAGAGAGCCUGGCGAUGACGGGAAACAAACAAUGGAGACGAGUCCUUUUGUCGUCUUUUUAUCUCUCUUCUUGUCUCUCUCGCUCUGCGCUGCUUGUUUGCCGCGUAGCCAAUCGGGAGUUUUUCUUCCUGGCAGGAAAUUGAGCUGCGGCGGGCUGCGUCGCGGUGGCCGGCUCGGUGCGAUGCUGGAGUGGGCUCUGCAGGGAGAAGCAAUCAAAAAAGGCCGCUUGUUGGCUAGAGGCGCGCUGGAGAGUGAGAACAAAAAGAAAGGAAAAGAGAGGGACGGACGGGAGAUGAUGAGCACGAAGCUGGUGGAGCCGAUGGAGAUGCGAAGGGGUGCUAGGUUCGUUUGAGCAGCACCGAGAGGGAAAAGAGACGACGGUUGUAGGGGAGGGAGGCCCUGGAGCGAGGGCCGUUUUGGCGAGUGCCAGCAGCGCUACAGCGGGGUGACCUGGCGGGCAAGUACCGGCCAAACGCUGUAAGAAACGGGGCUGAUGCCGGUGCUAGGCAGGGGGGCAGCGCUCUAGCGGGUUUUAUGGGGGACGAGGAGCUUUGAUAGCGGGUGCCUAGCAUGGAC
This is a messenger RNA of Trichoderma asperellum CBS 433.97, 929 nucleotides long. The record is from RefSeq and is a predicted model, not a curated record. Lineage: Eukaryota; Fungi; Ascomycota; Sordariomycetes; Hypocreales; Hypocreaceae.